AUGAAAAUUCAAUUUUCAGAGUUAUUAAUCAUAAAUAUUAGUCGUGAUGAGAGUGUACUAGUUGAAGAAUGGAAAGCGCUGAAUAAAAGUAACUCGAUUCCCAUUGACGAGCGAGAACGUAAACGCCACCAAAAGACCUCUAUUAUGAAAUGUUUACCUGAAUCCAAUAGCCCUUCUCAAAUCUUGAUGUCUCAUUUUGACGAAAAUUCUGGUUCCAGUGAGGAAAAUCCAAUAUUGCAUCUUGUUACCGCAGUAUAA
Funneliformis caledonium is the source of this 258-nucleotide messenger RNA. NCBI's taxonomy places the organism in Eukaryota, Fungi, Glomeromycota, Glomeromycetes, Glomerales, Glomeraceae. The record is from the annotation of a GenBank genome assembly.